Pocillopora meandrina is the source of this 12930-nucleotide messenger RNA. The record is from the annotation of a GenBank genome assembly. Lineage: Eukaryota; Metazoa; Cnidaria; Anthozoa; Scleractinia; Pocilloporidae.
UCUUGAAGCAAAAGUCAAUUCCCAUACAAAUAAAUCAACUCCUCAAAGUAGCAGGUACUUUUUGUUGUUUUAAAUAUUAAUUCCUAAAAGUUUAUAGUUUAUAACAUUUUUUGAAAAGUAAUUAUCAAAUUAUUUUUGUUGAAGGGGUGAAAGUGAGACUUGGAUGAAGUUAAAAUAUGUACAACACAAGUUUGUUUCCCUGGAAACCUUUCUAAAAAACUGUCAAACUUUGGACAAAGGGAUCAUUAGAAAUCUUGCAAGAAUGAAAAAAAGUAAACUUUUCUAAAGGAAACUUGCCAUGUGAACAAAGUACUCAGUUUUAUCUGCUUGCUAUGGAAACAAACAUUUUCAAAUGACAUCAUUCCUGAACAACUUUCAGACAAGUGUGAGCGGCAUCAAUUCAAGUUAUGAUUUUAAUGGCUUCACACAUGCUCGAUUAAUUGUUUCAGGUUCACAACUGCACUGAUUAGACUGAGCACUAAAGAAAAUGAAAUAAGAAGCUUAAAAUCCUACUUUGUUUAAAUGUGGCUGAUUUUGCCCAAAACUUUCAUAAAAUUCUGGUAAGAAGUCAAUUGUAUUUAAUUUUAGCUGGCCAUGGGAUAAUUUGUUUCGCACUUUGUACUUACAAGUUAAGCUUUAAUGGACCUAGUUUCCAUUUCUUUGUCGGUGGACAGAUCAAGGACGUUUAAGUUAUUUUUAUUCAUUUCAAACAAACAUUUUACAAAAAAUAUUGAAAUCAGUCAAUGAAGAUUUCCAGUGUUUCUUUAAUUAGUUUCUGCCUCAAUUCUUUUGAAGUGCAUUAUGCACAUUCUGUUUACUAUGAAAAGAGUUUCAAUGGUGUCAUAUUGUCUUUGCCCUUGUGGCAUUUAAGAUCGAUUUUAUUGAGGAAUUAAAUAUCCUCAAGUAUAAGUUGGUGUUUGUUUUUUUCAGUCUGCAAGAUUUUAAUCUUGCUUGCACAUACUUCAGCAAUAUCAGUAUUGUAUUGCUGUGCCAGUAAACACCAUAAGGCUCUCUGGAGCUAAAUAUUUCUUGUUUGUGUUUAAAAUAAGUACCAAGUUUUGUGCAGAACUUAAUUUAUGAUAACUUUGAAUAAGAUGCAUUCUUAAAUUACAGUCAGCAUCAGUUCAACAUAAUUUUUUGCCUUUGUGUUCCUUGUAGCUGAUCAAGCUUUGCAGUGGAAUGGUAGAGACAGGGAAACAGUUCAACUUAUCCACCAGGUAAUACUAGUACACAAUUAAAGAACUCUGAUCUCUUUUUGUGGUUUUUCUCUUGGUCUUUCACUUCUCCCUCUUUUGAAAGCUCUACUCUUUAACCCUUUUGACUCUUAACAGUGACUAACAUUGAAUUUCUCCUUAACGUAUCACUUCUAAAUCAAAUAUUAAGGUGAUGAGAAUAAAGGAAAUGUUUGCCAACAAAAGAAACCUUGAUUGUCCAACAAAUUCUCCUGCUCAGCACUAUGGGAAAUGUAUAGAGAACAGUAUGGAGAAUUUGUAUACAGAUGCAGGAGUGUAAAGGGUUAAAGGAUUACUGGGUUUCUAAAGGAUCUUGUUUCACAUAUGAGGGUUGUCCUGACCAGGUCAUAACAUCUUUUAUAUAACAGCAAAGUGAUACAGGUCACCCAAUGAUAUAAGUUGGUUUCCUGUGGCACCUGAAGUCUAAGAUAGUACAGUUCGGAAUUGAAUAGUUCAGACAAGAAUUGUUUGUUAGUUACAUGACUGUAUUUUCACACAAAGGCUUUCGUCACUUUUCCUUCAGUGCUUUAGUGAGUGGUAUUGACAACCUGACAAAGUACUUUGCAGGAGAUGAGCUGGUGUCAUUCACGCUGGACAAGUUUUCUUGUGCUCUGACUGAGCUUCAGAGCUUCCUAUCAGUGAGUGAGAUUUCCUCAAUUGUCAACUCUAUAAUAGUCCAUAUUCCUUCCUUAAAAUCACAUCUCAUUUAAAAAUUAAUAUUUCAAUUGGUGAAAAUGAUUUAUAGAAAAAAAUUUUUUUCUGCAUGGAAUUAUUGCCCUUUGUGAUUUUGUUUUGUUUGUUUUCUGGCAGUCACGGAGAACAAUAUGUUGAUUAUAUCAUUAGACUGGUGGUAAAUAGAAGCUGUUACAGUGGAGAAUCGUGAACCUUUUAUAUGGCUUCACAUACCCCACACCCAGCCUUAAACAAGAACAAGCAUAGACUGAUAACUCUCUUAUUUGCAGUACAUUUUGUGAAUGUGUACAUCAUGUUUUUGACAGUUCACUUUCAUUACCAUUGACUUCAUACCUUGCAUAGGGAAAAAAUUGUUUUCUUCUCUCACAUCACCUAGAAUUGGAUUUUUGAUGACAUGUUUGGUGAAAUAACCAGUAUCUGUAUUUUCCUCAGAUUCUUUUAGAGCAAGCACAAAAAUCAAUCUCAAGCACGCUGAGAACUUUUAUCAAAGAGUAAGUGUGGUUGUGAAAAUUCUUGUCAGUUUUGUCUUAAAAAGGGAAAUUGGAUAACCUGCAUUGCACUACAAAAGGGUUAACACCCACCUGUAUUUUGAAAAUUUUGAUGAAAUCACAUCUUUUCAAUUCCUUAACCUUUCUAAAUCCGUCUCCUCUCUCUGUAAAAGUUUUUUCCUUCUAAGAUUUGCAUAGUUCUUACACAGCAAUGGACAGUUUGAGGUGGGGAGAGGUACAAUGUGGGAGAAGUUAAAUGGAAAGUAAAGAAGAAAAAAGUGAAUUUUUCAUUUUUUUACAUCGAUUGUACAAUGUAGUUGUGAGAGUUGAUUUGUUUGCCUCCUCUUGUAAAAUGAGCCUAUUUACAACUGUUUUAAUUACACAAUUCAAGAUUGAUUCAAGAUUCCAAUUGACACUGUCAGCUGUUAAAAACAGGAAUUAAAACAGUUGUAAUGAUGCAACUACAAUUAAAUAAUAGUUAUUGAAUCAAAUAUACUCUAAAAAGAAAAUUAAGUGUGUUGUCAUUGUUACAAUUUUAGAACAUACCUGUAGCUGCUCAAAAAGUAGAUGAACAUCAAAAAUCUUUGCAAAACUAAAUACUAUUUAUUUUCUCUCAUUUACAGGGAAGUCAAGAAGGUUAAGGAUGCUAAAAAGCUGUUUGACAAAGUCAGUGAUGAUUUGGAUAAGUGAGUGUAUAAUACUUGACAUGUAUACUGACCUUUUUGACAUGAGCUCAAUAAUUGGUGCUGUAACUAAAGGGUCAUGUUGGAUUUUCUCUUAUUUACCCGUUGGCUUUCAAGAUAAGGCUCUUUAGCACUCUAAGCUCAAAUUUUUUUUGCCAUUUGGCAACUGAAAAUCAGAAAAAAGUCAUCAGAGCUGCAGGCAACACCACAGUAGCCAGCAGUCAUUGUAAGGUUCACUUAAUUUAACAUCUCAGGACUCGACACUUGAACAAGGAAAGAGGAAGUGGCAACAUCCUGGAACUGGUUUAUGACUGUGCAUGUGGGUCAUAAAGAUUUUUGACAAAUGCAAACCUUUCAGAUUUCUAUGUGGCAUCUGCACACAGAUUGGCCAUUCAGUGACUUUUGCUGAAAAUAUACCAGCCAAAUUUUUUUCCAUUCUCCUUGGUGACAAAAAUGGUAGCCGCUUGAUGCACUACUCCAUAGUAUGACUGGAAAAGAAAUAUUACAGCCUCCCUCCCUUGUAGCCUGAACUCUAGUUCAUUGAAGGUGCCCUAUCCCCCCAUACCCCUGUACUCCCUAUCCACCCUACCCCCUACACCCUACCCACCACUUCACCAUGGCAGGUUGUCCUUUGCCCAAAAACAUAAGACCAGGAUUGUGUGCUAAUGAAAAUGUUUGUGAUUUUUUUUUUGUUUCCUUUUUAGUGCCUUGACAAGAAAUGCACAGCUUCCACAUCACUGUAAGGCCUCUGAAGUGGAGGAGGUUAGAUUAUUGUUAUAGUGUAGAGCUUCAUGUGUAGUUGCUAAAAAUUUUGCAUAGCCACCUAGAUGUUUGUAUAUGUAACUUGCUGUGUGUUACUGUGCCUACCAAUCUGUAUUAUAUAUGACGAUUGAAGGACCACACUGAAUACUUUGUAGUUAAUUUAAUUUUUUUUUUGUUUUAUUUAUUUUUUUUAAUUUCCACAAAACAGGUUAAGAAUGCAGUGAAAGCUAAUCAGACAUGUUUUAACCACACAGCAUUGGACUAUGCCUUCCAGGUUGUAGAUAAAGUGUAGAAGUGACAAUAAUCAUGUUCAUUGAAUCUCUGUCAAUAGUUGCUGUAUUGUCUAGUAAGCAAGCAUGAAAUUUAUCCCCCUUCCAAGAACUAUUGUCAGUUUUUUAAAACCAUGCUUUGUAUUGCAGAUCAACAUUUUACAGUCACGAAGAAGGAUUGAUGUUCUAGACACUGUAAGAAGUAGAGGAUAAUAGAUGGAUGCACAGAGAUAUGGAAUUCUUCUUGCAGUGUUUAGUUGAACACUUGAAGGAAAAUUCCUUACAUACGAGAGACCACAUAUUAUUUUGUUUACUAUUUAAUCACUAUAGGCCUUAAAUGACAAGAGUAUAAUUGGAAUUGGAACAGUUUCGCAAACCAUUUAAGCAACUCAUUCAUCCAUAUGAUUGGUAAACCAAUCGCACAACCAAUCAUGGUUUAAUAAUAUUUUCAUUCAUUUGAAUGGCUUGCCAGUCCAUUUGACAUUAUCCGUUUUAUUCAUUCAUUUGAAUGGCUAAGCAAACCGUUUGAAGGGCUAAUCAAACUGUUCAAGUUCAGUUUGCCCAUAUGAUAAAAAUUUUUACUCAUCUGUUCAAAUGGCUGACCAAACCUCUCAAAUAAUUUAUUCACCAGUUUAAAUGGUUAGGCAAACUGUUCAAAUGCCUCAAGGACUGUUCAUCAACCGUUUGUCAUCUGUGUGUUUUUGCUAUUCUAACAGUUUUCUGUUAGUGUCUGUUUUGCCUUCCAUGGUCACAAAUUUACCAAACAACCUUGUAUUAAGAAUGGUGAAUGUUUUGCUAUUAAUUUAUUAACCUGACAGAGUGGUACAAUAAACAAGUGAUGUGUCAGCAGCUGAUUGUGAUGUCAAACACAUUUAAAAUAUAAUUAUAAUUUUACACAUGUGCAGUUGCAGGUUUUCUCAGUGCUGGAAAUCCUUGUAGAACAUGGCAGUGUUAAUUAGACCUCUUCAUGCAGAUAGUCCAUCUUUUCUAAAAGGUUCUUUUGUCCUUGCAAAUUCGAAAAGAAGUCUUAGUACAGAUUGAAUGAGUAGGACUGACUGGGAGAAGAAACUGAACUUGUCUGUUUUUGUUCCUGUUAUAGAUUCUGAAGUUUAUGCAUGCCCAGUCAACAUAUUUUCAUCAAGGUUAUGAUUUGAUGAAUGAUUUAGAUGCAUACAUGAAGAGGGUGUCAAAUCAGGUGGGUUGAAUUUGAUUUACUAUUAAUAAUUUGAUAACAAGAUAUUGGCUUCUAUUAUACCAUUGGUGCAACAUUCAACAAGUUUGGUGUUCUUUGUCUUGUUCUGUCAGACCUUUUAGGAUUUUUUUUUGUUCCUUGAUGGAAGAGUUUGUAUAUUAAUUUUAAACAAUGAUUCAUUAUUUCAGAAGCAGUUGUGAACUUAAAAAUUGAAAAACUUUCACUCUUAGGAUCUAAAGAUUUAUUCUUCACACCAUUUGCUAUAUAUUUCUUAUAAUUUAAGCUCCGAGAAUUUGGUUGUAAUUAUCAAACAGUAUCCCCUGUCAGAUAUUUUUCAAUCUUCUCAUCAACUUUAUGCUAAGAGUUGCACUUAAAUUGUGAGGAGAAGUUCCUCUUUGAUCACUCCUGGGAGUGAAAGGGUUAAAAUAUUAGAGGACAGGUUUUGAUCAAUUGGAAAUAGUCUGCUGAUAGUGACUCUUAACAACUGUGUAUCAAAUUCUGUAAUCCAGGUGGAAGAAGUGUCAGUCCAGUUUACAAUGGACAAAAAAGAGAUGGAAGAAAGACACACAUUGGUCCAGAAAAUGGUGGGUAUAAUAUCAAUUAUUACAAUAAUGAUUUAAGAUCUUAAAAAUUUUGCUCUGUCCUUAGAGCCGUUUAAAAUUUCCUAACAUGGGCCUUCGAAUUUUGUUUAAAAACAAGGUAAAGACAGGCAAAAAAAUUAUACAGUUGGGUACAAAAUUUAUGCAUUGGUUAUUGUUUCUAUAUAUUUAGCAUUUACCAGUAAUUUUCUAUUUCCCAUUUUCAUUCAAUUUCCCCCCAAUAAAGUGAGAUUGAGUCUUGUUGCAAGGCUGUGAGAAAACAAAAAAGAUAGUGAGAUUAGUGGGUGAGUUGUAAUUGAUUUGGAAUGUCUAUGAAACCAUUCCAUUAGAUUUCUAUGGUCAAAUGUGCAAAAACAAGGGGCAGAAAAUUUGUCAAAUACCAGAUUAUGAGAUUCAUGGUUUUUACUCAAGGCUUGCUAUCUUGGAUUUGUGAUUUUAGGAGGAGAGUGGAUGCAUAGGAAGAAGAAACCUGAAUGAUGCAAGAUAAACUGUUAUAAUUGUUGAUGGUAUCUGAACAAUACUCAAUACAUGUUUUACAUCAUUCACAAUGGGAAGUCUCAAAGUUUGUAACUUCUCUGUUUACUUUGAGGAGUGAAUCUUGUGCAUUCAGUUUGGUGAAAAUCAUGUUUGUGUUCAUGUGCUUAUGGGUUAAUUUUCAUCUUCUAUUUGUUUGCAGUGGUUUAGUAAUGGAAGGCUACUUAUUUAAAAAAAGCAGUAAUGCUUUUAGAAGUUGGCAUAGGUGAGUGUGUGGUAGCAGUGAGUUAGGGGUGAAUUUAGACUGAAAUAUUCUACAGGUUAGAUCUCUGAUUCUCAGAGGUUGUAGUGGAUCUGAGUCCUUUUUAAUGGGAUACUGAUUGACACUGAAGUAAAACUGCAGCAGCUGAUUUACCCUCUAACUCCUAAGAGUGACUAACAUCUAAUUUCUCCUUACAAUACGACACCUGAAUCAAGCAUUAAGGUCUCAAGAAUAAAAGAGAUGAUCACUGACUAAAAAGCUAUGGAUUGUCAGGCAAAUUCUCCUUGUUGGUCCCUCAUGAAAUUUGUAGAGAACAGUAUGGAGAAUAUGCAUACUGAUAUUAGCCAAGGGUGUAAAGGGUUAAGGUCUUAAAUAAUUUCAUUGUAAAAUACCUCAUUUUUAUUUUCCCAAAGGUGAUAUUUCACAGUUCAGAAUAACCAACUGAUGUAUCAGAAGAGAUUAAAGGUGUGUAUGACUGAAUGAAUGUAGUAUUUAGAUUACACACACUCACGAGUGUGAUCACUAAGUGCAAUUUCUGGUGUCACAUUCUGAUUAUGUCAAUCACAUGCAUGCUGCAAAUGUCAACAGCCAGGUGCAUACACCUAUUUAUGCACACAUGUUAUCAUGCUUUGAAUUGUGAAUACUUAGUAAAUUUAUUGAAGUUUUUAAUUAAAACCUUUUUUCAGUUGUACAGUCAAAUGAAUGAAGGGAUUCAAUGAUGACAUGCAGUUUAUGUAUCACUUGCAUUCAAUUUUGCAGGAUGAUCAAACAGUACUUGUUGAAGAUCUUCGAUUGUGUAAAGUUAGGCUUGCAGAGGAAACAGUGGAAAGAAGAUUUAUGUUUGAAGUGGUAUCACCAACAAAGUAAGGCUACUGAAUUCUGUUUUUGCAAAUCUGUCAAAUACACAGUAGACAACUCAGAAUUGAUAGCAUCUGAGUGACCAAUAGUUAUUGUUUCCAAGAUCUGAUUGUUAAUUCUCCCCUCAAACUGCAAGACAUUUGUAAAUUGGUUACAGGAAUUGGUGUUAGAUCAAGAUAACAACUUCUUCCUAACAAGUUUGAGUAUUCUCUUUACCUGAUAAGUUUGAGUAUUCUUGUUACCCAUUUGCUGGAUAAUGUGUAGAUAUUAUAGGGAGAAGUGACAUGUUAAUCACUUUUUGAGUUUAGAGUUAACUGAAAAUGAUAUCUUCUACUCUGUAUCACUAGAUCAUGGUAUUUACAAGCAGAUAGUGAAGCACUGCAAGUGGAAUGGAUGGAAGCUAUGCAGGUAAGUUUAUCAAAUUGAGGCAAGUGGAAUACAUAGGAACUGAGUCUAAGGAUGUACACUAAAUGUUGUGGGUGAAUUUCUGCUGAUGGUGAACUUGAGUGAGGUGUGGAGUGAGGUUGGUGACAGGGUUUUGUUUUGUUUGUAAAAUAAUGUUGUUUUCAAGGGCAACCUUCCUUGUUUCCAAUGUUAACCAAAUCUCAAGUCAGAGCAGUGUAUCAUAAACUGUCAAGCAUGUGAGAUAGUGUUAAGAAAUCAAAUGAUACAAAUGACCCUGAAAACAGCACCAGUUGCCCAUGAUAACAACCCCAUUUUUAACAUCAAAAUGUGGUCACCAAACUUUUGUUGCCCCUCUCUCAACUGAAACUUGUAGUAAGUAGGCUUGAAGUAGAAGUGAACGAGUUAUCAGCUUUUGUAGUGUUUGUUGUGUUGUGUUGGCAGAGAAGUGAAUCCUUAACUUGAUGAUCAAAAAGAAAGUUUCUAACAAAAUACUGUUACUAAAAUUUUAAUUGUUAUGUGGUGAUUCACAGGCCAGUAUUGACAAGGCUUUCAAUAGCUCAACCAGUAUUCAAAGUAACAAUGAUAAGGUGGGUGAAUUGAAAUUACUUACUUAAGAUAGUGCAUGUGAUCCCUGUGGGUAGUUUUUAAGUCAUGGUUCCUUGACCUCAGGAUUUCAGAGACAAUCCAAGAAAAUGUGACUCUGAGGACAAGGCAGUGCAGUUUUGAUGAAUCCAAGCAAUAUAUAUUUAUUUAUUUAUUUGGCAUAUUAAAGUUCAUUAAUUAGCAGCUACCCAGAUUAAUUGCAUGGUACCUUUCAAGAUUGCCACAUGCACUUUCAGUCCUUUUCUCCAAGAACUUUCCUCAAAACUACUGUAUAAAAAUCACAUGACACAGGGACAAGUUGUUCAAUUUAUACCUUGAAUCAAUUUCACUAGCUGCACAUGAAAUAGAUUAUUGGGUACUUUUUUGGUCACUGUUACACUGUUCCAUUUUUUUUUUGUUUUCAUUUCUUUAGCUCUUGUUUAAAAUGUUCACAACUUUUAAAUUGAUUCUUUACACACUUUCUCUGUGAGCUGUCACUGAUGUGCACCUUACCUAUAAUUUGUGAUUUCAGGGGAUAUCCCUAUCCUGUCUUUUUAGUUCAAGUUUAAGAUAGAAUUUAUAUAAUUUUUUUUCAGAGUGAUUUACAAGGGCCAGGCUCUAUGAGCAACAGUAUGGAUUCUCUCAACAAAGUUUCUGGACCAUCAAGGUUUGAUUGUCUUGCUUUUUGCAUUCUGUUGCUGGAGAUUUCUUUAAUGCAGUUAAAAGCAAUUUAACAGAGUUGAAAACUAAGAGGAUCAGUAGUAUUCAGCUGUUUCUGCAUAUGCGCACAUGUCAGAGUUCCAUGUGCUCUCUGAUUGAGGCAUUCUUGCACGUGCUUUGAGCAUGAGCUUGCAGCAUGGUUUGGACCAACAGUUCAUCAUCCAGGUAGUUUUCCCCACCCCUUUCCCACUCUUUCCACCAUUUAUUCAGUGUGACUGAGGUCUGCUUCCCUUUUCUGCGUGGGGGCUCAUGGCUGGGUUGCAUGGAUUUGCCAUGGUCCCUGCUCUCACCACUGUGCCAUCCCUGCACUCAUCACUGUGCCAUCCCUUCUCCCAUCACUGUGCCAUCCCUGCUCUCAUCAUUGUUCCGUCCCUGCUCCUAUUACUUUGCCAUCCCUGCUCUCAUCAAUAAUGCAAGGGUCUAUGCUUCCAUCACUGUGCCAUCCCCACUCUCAUCACUGUGGCCCAGGUCCCUGCUCUCAUCACUGUGUCAUCCCCACUCCCAUCACUGUGCCAUUCCUUCCUGUUAUUUCAUAGACAGUACUCUCUUGGAUCAUACAGAUGACACUCCAUUUUGGACCUGGUUCACUAAAAGUUAAUAUUAAUAAUUACAUUCAUUUGGUGUUUUAACAGUUUUUAUUACCUUUCAAUGACAGAAGUAAUCUUGAUGUUAUUAGAGCUGUCUCUGGUAAUGACAAGUGUGCAGACUGCAGCAGCACUGGUGAGCAUAGUACAACAAUCUGUGGGAGAGGGUAGCUUUGAGGUCAUAGGAUUGUGUAAAGAAAGUUCACUUUUUAAUACCAUUUGGCCUUUGCAAUGAAAAUGUGGGUUUUUUUUAUUAUCCUCCUUUUAUGGGUUAGAAUGUUUGCUUUUGCCUUUCUUUUUCUUUUUCUUUUUCCUUUUUUUUUUAAUUUAAAUGGUUUAUAUUUUGUAGUUACCAACUGUAGUAACUCUAAUGCAAAUUAUUUUUUAUCCUUUAGAUCCGACCUGGAUCUAUGCAUUGUAGAGUGCAUGUGUUGUCAAUAAUCUGGUUUAUGCCAUGAUCCUUAAGAUCAGUGGUGCAGACAAAAGGCUCAGCUUUGCUGCUGUGUAGUUUUUCUUAAGUCCAAUUAGCAGGUAAAACAACCAAACAAACAUUCAGUAAAUUCAUGCCUCUGGGUCCAAAUAUCAUCAGUUGAGGGCAGUGUGUUUGACUGAGUUACAAACUGUCCAGUGCAUAAUUACCUAUUUUUUAAGUAUUUAAAUUUGAUAUAUAAUAAUAUUAUGAGAGAUCACAAAGUUACAAUUAUGUAGUUUAAGAAAUGACCCACCGGUAAUGCUUGUUUUAAUAGGAGUUUGGGUGUCCACGUCUCCAAGGUUCGCUCAUUGACCCUUGAUGCAUGGGAACCAGAGCAAGUCAAGGUAAUAUAGGAUGCAUACUUUUGUUAUUUGUAAGCACAAUGCUUUGGAUUUACAACUGUUUUACUGGACAAUGUGCUGACAUAAUGUUAAUUGAGCUUGUGUCUCAAAGUGAUCAAGGCAUAAUCUCUAACUUGGUGACAGAAUAUUUUUAAUUUUAAAGAAAAGGACUUGGUAAAAUAGAACAAAAUGAAUGUUAUAGUAACUUAAGGUUUUGUUUUUAGUUAAUGACAGAAUUGGGAAAUGAAUUGGUCAAUGGAAUUCUUGAAGCAAAAGUCAACUCCCAUACAAAGAAACCAACUCCUCAAAGUAGCAGGUACUGUUUGUUGUUUUAAAUAAAUUAUGAAUUCCUAAAUUUUUGUAGUUAACAUUUUUUGAAAAUAAUUAUCAAAUGAUUUUUUUCAAAGGGGUGAAAGAGAGACUUGGAUCAAGUUAAAAUAUGUACAACAUAAGUUUGUUUCCCUGGAAACCUUUCUAAAAAACUGUCAAACUUUGGACAAAGGGAUCAUUAGAAAUCUUGCAAGAAUGAAAGUUCACCACGAGGAAAGGGGCACAAAUUUGGCUGUUGAGAGAACAGACUCCAAAAAAAGUAAACUUUUCAAACGGAAACUUGCCGUGAAGUCAAAGUCAAAGAUGGACAACCGAAAGAGUGCUCCUGCUGAAAUACUCUCUGCAGAUGUAGCAAGUGGAGACUCUGAAAAGUUAGAACAUGUUGCUUCAAGUUUUCUCAGUGAUGAGACUGCUAGCAGUGACUCACAUGAUGAGGACAGACCAGGAACUAGUGCUCCAUCAACAUCAUGUCAAGACAGUGAGAGGAGACGGGCAGCCUCCAUCAGAGCAGCUAUGUCUUCUGACAAGGGUAGAGAUAGGGGAGUUUCAUUUGAUUCAACCAUAAGUGAAGAUGGUCUGACUCACGAGGCAACCAUUUGUGAAAGAGUGCAGAAUAAUGGGGAUGGUGACCUGGAGAAAAGACUGAAGGAGGACAAGGAGAAAGCGAUUGCUGUGUUGAAAAGAGUACAUCCCAGUAGGGUAUGCACCUUUAGUUACCAAAUAAAGAGGUCUGCACUAUCUAUUUAUUUAUUUGCUAUAUCAUAUGCUGUUUUGUAAUGUCCUGAGAGUUAUUAAGUUGAUACUUAGUGGUGAUUAUUGACCCUUUACACUCAAACAUCAGCAUGCAUAUUCUCCAUACUGUUCUCUAUACAUUUAGUGACAUGAUGACAAGGAGAAUUUGUUUAACAAUUCAGUGCCUCUUUAGUUGGUGAUCAUGUCCUUUAUUCUUGUGAUGUUAAUGUGUGAUUCAUGGGUGAUACUGUAAGAAAAAAGUAGAUACUGGUCACUCUCAGGGGUCAACAGUUUAAUGGUACAUGACAUUGCUUGUGGCUUGUUUUAAUUGUGGGUUUUUGUUGCAGUUACUUUUCAAAGCAGCAGAAUGGAAGAGUCUUCCUCUUAUGGCUGCAUCACUUGCAGAAGGUAGACAAGAACAUGCUGCACUUAUUGUUUAUUUAAUGGCUGCACAUACAUUUCUGGAAAGUGAUACUUACAGUAAUCACACAAACUGUGUGUAACUUUCCACUUUCCUCAAAAAUGUACAAGUCAUGAAAGUAUUUAUGGAAAAUUUUCAGGUGCCAAAGUGAACUGGGUAAAUGAGGAAGAUGAACGAAAAACAGCACUUCACCAGUCUGUCUUAGGGGUAGGUUUGACUCUUUCUGUUGACGGUGUUCUGCUAUGCUAAGUACUUGCAAUUCCUUCAUGGAAGGGCCAUCAUGUAAUGAAAUUAUUAUUUUUCUUCCUCAAGGGAUCAUUACCAGCUUGUGAGUUCCUUUUACAAAAUGGAGCUAAAAUAAACCAGAAAGACAAGAGGGGAAGAGGUGCACUUCAUCAUGCAGCACUUCUUGGGCAGACAGGGUGAGUUGAUCAAAAACAACAUUCUAUUAAAACCAUUUUCUCUCUUACCAUCACUGUUUUCUGCAGUCGUUGUGAGUGUAUUGAGAACCUUGCUUAUGUCUGUAAAGCAAAGCAUUUUACUUCUUUUUCUUUCUUGCUUCAAGUUGUUAUUAUCAGUAUAUGAAUAUUGAUAAGGUUAAGACUUACAACCACAUGUUCCAGUAAAAGUUCCAUAACUGUGUGUACUUAAACCUAGUUCCUGUAGCUCUUAGCAACCAGUUCUUUCCUUAGCAUAGUGUCUAUCUCUAGAACACAAUACAGUGGUGUGGCCAGGGCUUAAAACAGUUCACUCAGCUGUGGCAUUAUCUGUCAUCACUUAUAUUAAUACUGCUCCUUUAUUUUCAGUCCUAUCCUCUUGUUCCUGAAGUGA